AUUUUCUGCGCCGACUACAAUUUAUCAGUGAAAUUAAUCUUUAGAUUACUGAGAUUUAACAGCAACCGAGAUGAGCGUGUGGAGGUGGAGAGACUCCCCGCGACUCCGGCAGGAGGAGAAGAAACCUCAGACCUCAGGUUUUGACUUGACGGGACAGCACGAGUCUGACAACAGACGAGAGUCUCCACAGCAGUCUGUAUUCGAGAGAGAUAAUGAAGAGAUCACAGGGCGAGCCAGGGAGGAAGGCCACGUGGACGUGAUAUUUCCGGGGCCAGUGACACAUCAUAGCUGUUGUAUUUUCAUCUGUGAACUCCUUAAGUCUGUCCUGUACCAGAGACAACAGCUGCCCAUGACCUAUGACCAGAUGGUCUCCUUCCGAAUGCAGCAGCUUGCAACAACACAGCUGGAGGAAGGAGCUGUUAGGAAUACCAUCAAGUCAUCAGAAGACUUAACUUGGCAGCGGUGUGAGCGUACACUCCAAGAACUGGAGGAGGUGCUUGAUCACCUGGAGGAGCUCUUCUCCCUGAGUUACGUCCCCCGUGUGCUCUUCAUGCUUGGAGGCUCUGUGAUCCUUCCCACCGAAAUAUACGAGAUCAACAUGGAGGCUUUGGUGCGGGAAGGCAGUGUGAGGAGUUUGAGAACUUCCCUGUGUUUGCAGCAGAUGUUUCACACCCUUUUCUUGGCAGAUUUGCUCUCUGACGUUAAGCCGGUGCGUCUCAUGGGCACCACAGUCAUGGCGCUUGCUCAUCGUAACUGUGGUGUGGAAUGGUUUAAGCCUAAGGUUGACUUCAGGCUUCCCACUAAUGUAAAGAGACAGAUGAUAGUUUUAGCCAGUGGUGGGUCUGGAAGUGGCCAAAUGAAGGCUGACCCUAGAAUCAGGGAUGAUUAUAUUUGGUUUCAAACACCUGUAGCGAUUAAGGGUUUCUGUAAAUAGUAUAGAUAAUAGCAUAGGUGAGGUUCAGACUGUGUACAGAGUUCUGUUUUAAAAUAAGAAAACCAAAAUCAG
This is a messenger RNA of Clarias gariepinus (North African catfish), 1006 nucleotides long. RefSeq names its product MAD2L1-binding protein-like. The record is from RefSeq and is a predicted model, not a curated record. NCBI's taxonomy places the organism in Eukaryota, Metazoa, Chordata, Actinopteri, Siluriformes, Clariidae. The transcript has 3 exons. Gene Ontology annotation, biological process: regulation of exit from mitosis. Gene Ontology annotation, cellular component: nucleus. Bases 71 to 934 code for a protein of 287 amino acids.